Messenger RNA from Cokeromyces recurvatus, 2055 nucleotides. RefSeq names its product peptidase S8/S53 domain-containing protein. Gene Ontology annotation, biological process: protein processing. NCBI's taxonomy places the organism in Eukaryota, Fungi, Mucoromycota, Mucoromycetes, Mucorales, Mucoraceae. Gene Ontology annotation, cellular component: Golgi membrane; trans-Golgi network. The record is from RefSeq and is a predicted model, not a curated record. The transcript has 3 exons. Bases 1 to 2055 code for a protein of 684 amino acids. Gene Ontology annotation, molecular function: serine-type endopeptidase activity.
AUGAAUAGCCGCUUUCUGUUUGUUUUUUUAUCAUUUCUAAUUUUCAUAAAUAGUCUCUUUGCCUACAAGAUACAAAAAAGGGAUUAUGAAAAUAGACAGUAUUUUACUCUUCAUACAAUUCGACCUAAUGAUAUCAAAACUGCAAAACAAGUUGCAAGCCAAUUAAAUGCGACCUUUGAAGGUCAAGUUGGUGAACUAAGUCAUUAUUAUUGGAUUAGUAUACCCGCCUCGAUAGAUACCCAUCAAGAUUUAGUAAACCGCUUUGUUAAUCUUCAAAAGAAGAGAAAUCAUCCUUCAUGGUUAGUUGAUCAGAUAGAGCCUCAGAUACCUAAAAGGCGUUUAUUUAAACGUGCUCCACCACCACCAUUACCUGUUAUUGAAAAUGAAGAAGAAGAAUAUAAAUUGAAUGGUGGAAACUUUACUGUACCUUCUUUAGAUGACAUUAACGGAUUUGAAAAAAUGAAGGAACUAUUUCAAAUUAAAGAUCCCGGCUUUGAUCGACAAUGGCAUCUGAUUAAUACUCAGGAGCGUGGACAUGACUUGAAUGUGACUGGUGUAUGGAGUCAGGGCAUAACUGGGAAAGAGGUUGUAGUCGCUAUACUAGAUGAUGGUUUAGAUAUGAACCAUGAAGACCUCAAAGAUAAUUAUUUUGCAGAAGGUUCAUACGAUUUUAAUGAUCAUGUCCCGGAUCCAAAGCCUAGGUUAGUAGACGAUACUCAUGGUACAAGAUGUGCAGGUGAAAUUGCAGCUGUAAAAAAUAAUGUAUGUGGUAUAGGUGUAGCCUAUGAGGCAAAAGUAUCUGGGAUUCGAAUAUUAUCAGGAGAAAUUACAGAAGCAGAUGAAGCAACAGCCUUAAAUUAUGAAUAUCAAAGGAAUCACAUCUAUUCGUGUUCUUGGGGUCCAUCUGAUUUAGGUGAAGUAGCAGAGGCACCACGUGGGAUCGUUUUAGAUGCUAUUAAGAAUGGUAUUCAGAAUGGCAGAAAUGGUUCAGGGUCAAUCUACGUUUUUGCUUCUGGUAAUGGUGGAGUACAUGAAGAUAAUUGUAACUUUGAUGGCUAUACAAACAGUCUUUAUACGAUCACGGUAGGUGCGAUUGAUAGAAUGGGCAAUCAUCCUUAUUAUUCUGAAAAAUGUGCAGCUCAGUUGGUGGUGACUUAUUCAAGUGGAAGUGGUGGAUACAUUUAUACAACAGAUAUUGGUGAAAAUAAAUGUUCUGAUCGACAUGGUGGCACCUCUGCAGCUGCUCCCUUGGCUGCAGGUGUCUUUGCUCUCGUUCUCUCUGUUCGCCCUGAUCUAACAUGGCGUGAUAUGCAGCAUCUAUGCAUACAAUCGGCUAUUCCUAUUUCUUUAGAUGACGAUGAUUGGACAAGAUUACCUUCUGGUCGGAUGUUUAAUCAUAAAUAUGGAUAUGGUGUAUUAGAUGCAUACAGAAUAGUGGAGUUGGCUAAAACUUUUAAAUCAGUUCAACCUCAAACAAAGGUAGAGGUGAAAUCACCAUCCAGUACAAGUAAACAGGAUAUCCCUGACUUGACCCCCUCUCGAGAUAACAAAAUUGACAAACAUAAUGCAUUCACCAGCACCCUGAUGGUAACACAAGAUAGACUGGACAAAGCAGGUCUCCUUCGUCUUGAGCAUGUUACAGUGACGGUGAACAUUGAACAUCAACAACGUGGUGAUUUAGAAAUCUUGUUGGAAAGUCCUCAUGGCAUAUCCAGUCAAUUAGCUUCCCCUCGACCCCGUGAUAAAAGCAGUGAUGGCUUGAUUGAUUGGACAUUUAUGACAGUUAAACAUUGGGAAGAAGAUCCUGUUGGUAAUUGGACACUUCGUAUUGUAGAUGGUAAAAACCCUAAUAGUCGUGGUCAAUUCAUUAAUUGGAAGCUAACCCUUUGGGGUGAAGUUAUGGAGGGCUUCCAAUUCGAUGAAACAGACCACUAUAGCCAUAAUGAUGAUGAGCCUAUUAUGGAUAGUAGUAGUGGUAUUGAUGAUGUUGAUUCAAAAAUAAGUCCAUCAUUGAUAAUAAUAACACGAAUGUCACAACAAAUCAAUCAGUUCUAG